AUGGCAGAGAAGCCCGCCCCUCGGCGACGGAUGAACAAUCCCGCCAUCUUUGUCUGCGACCUCCAAGAGAAGUUCCGCAACGCGAUCUACGAAUUCGACAAAGUCGUCCUCACCACCCAAAAGGUCCUCCGAGCAGCCCAAGCCUUCGACAUCCCAAUCUACACCACCACACAGAACCGCGCGCGCCUCGGCGACACCGUCCCCGAGCUGCAGCCCUUCCUGGACGGCCCGCAGUGCAGGACGCACGCGGACAAGACCCUCUUCAGCAUGUUCGUCCCGGCCGUGACGGAGCAGCUGGGCGCCGCCCCCGCGCAGAUCGUGCUGGUCGGCAUCGAGUCGCACAUCUGCAUCACGCAGACGGCGCUCGACGCCCGGCGCGCGGGCCACGCCGUCUACGUGCUCGCCGACGGGGUCAGCAGCUGCAACAGGGAGGAGGUGCCGCUCGCGCUGGCGCGCCUGCGGGCCGAGGGCGUCGUCGUCACCACCAGCGAGAGCUGGCUGUACGAGUUUGUGGGCGACGCGGGGCUGCCCGAGUUCAAGUCUGUUAUUGGGAUUGUCAAGGACACGUCGGCUGAUACGAAGAAGGUCUUGCAGUCGCUGGCGCCUGUGCAGGGGGCGUCCAAGAUUUAG
This is a messenger RNA of Diaporthe citri, 630 nucleotides long. RefSeq lists its product as uncharacterized. Lineage: Eukaryota; Fungi; Ascomycota; Sordariomycetes; Diaporthales; Diaporthaceae. Bases 1 to 630 code for a protein of 209 amino acids. The record is from RefSeq and is a predicted model, not a curated record. The transcript is spliced from 4 exons.